AUGGGUUGCUUUGUGAGUAAAGAUAAACUCACUAAAGAGGACAUGGACUUCCUCAAAACGCAUACAUCUUAUGACGAGACCACCAUCAAGGAAUGGUAUAAAGGAUUCAAGCAAGAUUGUCCUAACGGAAGGCUGACCCCGGCUAAAUUCGUCGACAUGUACAAGAUGUUCUUCCCAUCUGGUAACGCAGUUGAAUUCUGCGACCAUGUGUUCCGAACAUUUGAUAUGGACAAGAAUGGAUACAUAGAUUUUAAGGAAUUCCUCCAAGCGAUUCAUGUGACCUCCAGCGGCACACCUGAAGAAAAGUUAAAAUGGGCUUUCCGUAUGUAUGAUGUUGACGGAAAUGGGGUCAUAGAUAUUCAGGAGAUGACUAAAAUAGUCCAAGCAAUCUAUGACAUGCUCGGCGCUUGCUCAAGCAAUAGGCCAGCUGAUUCUGCGGAAGAGCGCGCUAAAAACAUCUUUGCGAAGAUGGAUGAGAACAACGACGGACAGCUCACGCAGGAGGAGUUCCUCAAAGGAUGCCUCCAGGACGAGGAGCUAUCCAAAAUGCUGGCGCCU
Messenger RNA from Brenthis ino (lesser marbled fritillary), 558 nucleotides. Lineage: Eukaryota; Metazoa; Arthropoda; Insecta; Lepidoptera; Nymphalidae. The record is from the annotation of a GenBank genome assembly.